CCUAAUCUUACAAGCUCAAUCUAUGGCUUCUGAACAUCAUCCUUUCAGAGGAAUCUUUACCAGUCUAUCCAAACCUGGAGGAGGCGGCGAGUACGGAAAAUUCUACAGUCUUCCUGCUCUAAAUGAUCCACGAAUUGACAGGCUUCCAUACUGUAUCACUGUACUUCUGGAAUCCGCUAUACGAAACUGCGACAACUUCCAGAUCACAGAGGAUGAUGUCGGCAGGAUCAUCGACUGGGGAACAACUUCGGCAGACCAAGUUGAAGUUGAGAUUCCCUUUAAGCCUGCUCGUGUUCUGCUACAGGAUUUUACUGGAGUUCCAGCUUUGGUUGACCUUGCUGCCAUGCGUGACGCCAUGAAUGAACUCGGGAGCGACCCUGAUGCCAUCAACCCUUUGGUUCCAGUGGACCUUGUGAUUGACCAUUCAGUUCAUGCUGACCUGGCAAGAUCAGAAAAUGCCUUGAAAGCCAACAUGGAUUUAGAGUUCAGAAGAAACAAAGAAAGGUUUGCUUUUCUGAAAUGGGGAUCCACUGCCUUCCACAACAUGCUUAUCAUUCCUGCUGGUUCUGGCAUAGUCCACCAGGUUAACUUGGAGUAUCUUGGACGAGUGGUCUUCAACUCUGGCGGCCUGGUUUACCCUGAUAGUGUUGUUGGUACUGAUUCACAUACAACCAUGAUUGAUGCAUUGGGCAUUGCUGGAUGGGGAGUUGGUGGAAUUGAAGCCGAGGCCACAAUGCUUGGUCAGCCAAUGAGCAUGCUUCUGCCACGGGUGGUUGGUUUCAAGAUGUCAGGGAAAUUGCGCGAUGGUGUUACAGCUACUGAUUUGGUCUUAACUGUGACACAAAUGUUAAGGAAUCACGGUGUUGUUGGCAAGUUUGUUGAGUUUUAUGGUCCGGGCAUGGCCACGUUACCACUAGCUGAUAGAGCAACUAUUGCUAAUAUGUCCCCCGAGUAUGGAGCAACCAUGGGUUUCUUCCCUGUGGAUCAUGUCACUUUGCAGUAUUUGAAGUUAACUGGAAGAAGUGAUGACACUAUUGCAAUGAUCAAGGCAUACUUCUAUUGGGCAUACUUGCAUGCAAAUAGAAUGUUUGUCGACUAUAAUGAGCCUCAAGAGCACAGAGCUUACUCGUCCUAUCUGGAAUUGGACCUCUCAGGUGUUGAACCUUGUGUUUCAGGGCCGAAAAGGCCCCAUGAUCGCGUUCCUCUAAAAGACAUGAAGGCUGAUUGGCAUGCAUGUCUAGACAACAGAGUUCAGUUCAAGGGAUUCUCUGUGCCUAAGAGGGAACAAGGUAAAGUUGUGAAGUUCACAUUCCAUGGACAACCUGCUGAACUAAAGCAUGGCAGCAUUGUCAUAGCAGCUAUUACAAGCUGCACAAACACAUCCAAUCCAAGUGUCAUGCUUGGAGCUGGUCUUGUGGCUAAGAAAGCGUGUGAAUUAGGAUUGGAGGUUAAGCCAUGGAUAAAGACUAGUCUUGCCCCGGGAUCUGGUGUUGUGACAAAGUACCUGCAAAAAAGUGGCCUGCAGAAGUACUUAAACCAGCUGGGCUUCUACACUGUUGGCUAUGGCUGCACAACUUGUAUUGGGAAUUCAGGGGAGCUCGAUGCUUCAGUUGCCUCUGCAAUCUCAGAUAACGACAUUGUUGCUGCUGCUGUACUGUCUGGAAACCGGAACUUUGAAGGGCGUAUUCACCCACUGACAAGAGCCAAUUACCUCGCUUCGCCUCCACUGGUUGUUACAUAUGCACUUGCUGGGACGGUUGACAUUGACUUUGAUAAGGAGCCAAUUGGACCUGGAAAAGAUGGAAAGAGUGUUUAUUUUAAGGACAUAUGGCCUAGUAAUGAAGAAAUAGCAGAGGUUGUUGAAUCAAAUGUGCUCCCAGAUAUGUUCAAGAACACAUAUGAAGCUAUAACUGAUGGGAAUCCAUUCUGGAAUGAGCUAUCUGUCCCUUCAUCCAAUCUCUAUCCAUGGAAUCCAGACUCGACCUAUAUCCACCAGCCCCCAUUUUUUAAGGGCAUGAAUUUGGAUCCUUCACAUCCUUGUGGAGUAAAGGAUGCAUAUUGCUUGCUAAAUCUCGGCGAUGGUAUCACCACCGACCAAAUCUCACCGCCAGGUAGCAUCCACAAGGAAAGCCCGGCUGCGAGGUACCUAAUGGAGCAUGGAGUUGACCCCAAAGAGUUCAACUCUUAUGGCAGCCGUCGUGGUAAUGAUGAAGUGAUGGCUAGAGGUACCUUCGCCAAUAUGCGCAUCAUUAACAAGCUUCUGAAUGGUGAAGUUGGUCCAAAAACCAUUCAUAUACCAAGUAGAGAGAAACUGUAUGUGUAUGAUGCAGCAAUGAGAUAUAAGUCUGCAGGGCAGGACACCAUUAUUCUGGCAGGAGCAGAAUAUGGGACUGGCAGUUCAAGAGAUUGGGCAGCCAAGGGCCCAAUGCUACUGGGAGUGAAAGCAGUGAUAUCAAAAAGCUUUGAAACAAUCCAUCGGAGUAACCUCGUGGGGAUGGGCAUCAUUCCGCUAUGUUUCAAGUGCGGUGAAGAUGCAGAAACCCUGGGCCUCGACGGUCAUGAGCAUUAUACUAUCAGCCUUCCACAGAAAAUUAGUGACAUAAGGCCUGGGCAGGAUGUCACAGUGACAUCCAACACUGGCAAAUCUUUCACAUGUAUGCUUAGGUUCGACACAAGAGGUAGAGCUGGCAUAUUUUGAUCAUGGUGGCAUCCUUCAGUAUGUAAUUCGGAACUUGAUAAAGCAGAAGAAUACCAAGUAGUGAAGACUGAAGAGUACAGUUUAUCAUAUCAAAUUAUACUCUGAGAAUUUGAAUUCAAAUAAUAAAAGCCGUACAACUUAUCAUCAGAUUAUACUUUGAGUUCUAAAAGGA
Messenger RNA from Ipomoea nil (Japanese morning glory), 2870 nucleotides. RefSeq names its product aconitate hydratase, cytoplasmic-like. Gene Ontology annotation, cellular component: mitochondrion; cytosol. The transcript has 20 exons. NCBI's taxonomy places the organism in Eukaryota, Viridiplantae, Streptophyta, Magnoliopsida, Solanales, Convolvulaceae. The record is from RefSeq and is a predicted model, not a curated record. Bases 23 to 2698 code for a protein of 891 amino acids. Gene Ontology annotation, biological process: tricarboxylic acid cycle; citrate metabolic process. Gene Ontology annotation, molecular function: 4 iron, 4 sulfur cluster binding; aconitate hydratase activity.